ACGGGCCCGCGAGCUUAAAUUAGCCACCAGGCACGCCGGCUCCCGUGAUUUCGAAGCGUCGAGAGCACGAUCCGGCAAGCGCGCAAUGGCACGGGCCCGGACUAGGAGAAGCGAGAUGACGGGCCGUCUCCACCUGCUGCACCUGAUAUCACCGCGACACCGCGCACCACGACGCCGAGCUGCGCCAUUCGCGACCUUUGUUCGGUGCGGCAGCGAGGGCUUGGGGGUUCCUGCAUAUGGUUGUCAUGACAAAGACGUGGCGUCUGCCGAGCGAGAGGAGGAAGAAUUUGGAAGAGGCGUUCGAGGUUUUGGACGGCACAAUCGGUUCCUGGCCCGUUCUGAAGGGUGCAUUUAUUGCCGACCCCCGUGGAGGAAUCCUGCGUGGGUGAUGCGGGUGGCAAUCUACAUGCAGGAACCGCGAAAAGAAGUGCUGGGCAUCAUAUUGCGGCGUCGUCAACUAUUGCUUCAUGGGCUCCCAGCUGCUCAAUUCGGACUCCACGUGCUACCACUGACGUCUCCCAAGCUUUGCCCGAGCAAAUCUGUCCAUUCAGGCCGUCUAUCUUCGUUCUCGAUUCGUUCAACGUCUGCUCUAUGUUUUGUCGAUAAGGCGCCUUUUCCUAGGAUAUCUAGUCCAAACCUGACUUGUCAUGAAAAUAACCAACGGUCGCACCUGCACCCUCACGCGUACCGCUACAACGGUCGUCUAUGGUGCAUCUGCAGCCUCAAUUCGUGGAACUUAUUGAGCUCCGCAUGAGCUGGUGGGAUCCUGUGUUUCGUUUUGUCAGCCCUUUCCAUUUUGUGCGGAGCCAGCUGCAUGGAUUACCCCUUCUGGAACCCUGGCCAUGCUUCCGUUGACUGCAAUAUAUACCACCGGCAACCCCCGAGGGACCUGCUCACCGCCUU
Molecule: messenger RNA, 903 nt
Organism: Mytilinidion resinicola
Lineage: Eukaryota; Fungi; Ascomycota; Dothideomycetes; Mytilinidiales; Mytilinidiaceae
Exons: 1
Coding region: 86-754 (222 amino acids)
Source: RefSeq, a predicted model, not a curated record